This is a messenger RNA of Anoplopoma fimbria (sablefish), 1598 nucleotides long. RefSeq names its product potassium channel tetramerization domain containing 6a (gene kctd6a). Lineage: Eukaryota; Metazoa; Chordata; Actinopteri; Perciformes; Anoplopomatidae. Gene Ontology annotation, biological process: protein homooligomerization. The coding region runs from base 436 to 1161 and encodes 241 amino acids. Gene Ontology annotation, molecular function: protein binding. The transcript has 7 exons. The record is from RefSeq and is a predicted model, not a curated record.
GGUUCCUCAUGUUCCAUGCAUGCUUGUUAGAACUCCAGCUGAUGGAUGCAAAUGUUUAUUUGAGCUAGUUAGGGUCUUCUACCUCCUUCCUCUGGUCGUGUCUAAGCAGUGAUGGAGCAGUGAUCGGUGUUGGUGGAAAUGAUCUCCUCAACAGCCUGACCCUGAAGAGAAACAACACAGUCAGUCAGCCAGCCGAGGGCUGCAGAUGGAGAAUGGAGACCUGGGUCACAUGACAGUUUCAACAGUGUUUUGAACCGCUCUGGAAGACGGGGCUGAAGACGGGGACAUUUCUGACGCGUGCGAAACGUUAACCAAUCACAACAGAACGGGCUAGCUGACCAAUCAGAGCAGACUUUGCUUUCUGGAGGGAGGAGCAAGCGCUACAACGGAGCGUUUCAGAGAGAGGGUGAGAAGAGGUGCGUCAGGACAGCCAGGAUGAGAAAGACAAGGCGGAUUAUGAGCAUUAAGAUGGGGGAGCUAGUGACGCUGAAUGUGGGCGGCUGUGUGUACAACACGUCGAUGUCCACGCUGCAGCGCUACCCUGACUCCAUGCUGGGAGCCAUGGUCGGAGGAGACUUCCCCACCGUCAGGGACGCACGCGGGAACUACUUCAUCGACCGCGACGGCCAUUUGUUUCGCUACAUCCUCAACUUCCUGCGGACGUCUGAGCUGACGCUGCCCUGCGACUUCAAGGAGGCUGAGCUGCUCAGGAAGGAGGCUGACUUCUAUCAGAUCGAGCCCCUGAUUCAGUGUCUAGGAGACCCCAAACCCCUGCUGUCCUACCCCACUGACACCUAUGAGGAGAUGGUGGAGCUGUCCAGCACCAGGAAGCUGUCAAAGUACUCCAACCCCGUCGCAGUCAUCAUCACACAGCUCACCAUCACCACCAAGGUCCAUGCAGUGUUGGAGUCCAUCUCCAGCAGCUUCACAAAGUGGAACAAACACAUGAUGGACACCAGAGACUACCAGGUGUCCUUCACCUUUGGACCAUGUGACCACCAACAGGAAAUCAGCCUGCGUGUCCAUCUGCUGGACUUCAUCUCCAAAGCUGGUUUCACAAUACGCAACACUCGUGUUCAUCACAUGAGCGAACGGGCCAAUGAGAACACAGUGGAACAUCACUGGACGUUCUGUCGACGAGCUCACAGAGUGAACAACUGACGGAUGAACUGAUUGUUGGACUAACUGACAGAAGAUGUCAUCGCUGCGUCAACAGACAGACAAACAGACAAAUAGACAGAGACUUGUUAGCGGUGGCAUUGUUGUUAUGUGUCCAUAUUUUGUAUGACGUGUGUUGUUUUUUAUUCAAAAUGAAGUCAUUCUUUGGGGAAAGUGAGGUCAUUUUUGACUCAUUGAUAUUUACCUCAGAACGUGAGUUUUUUGGAGGGCUAGCAAAUUUGCCACAUGUGGUACAUAAUCCUGAGACGUUUUUUUUUUGGUCAACUAUCACAUUUAGCUGCAAUGUUUUGGUAAAAGUAUGGCCACCGUAUGAACGUAUGUUUGGUAGCUACAUACUGCAUAUCUGGCAUAUCAGAAGUAUCACAUAUAUGUUGUACACCAAUGUCUGGGAAAUAAUAUUAUUUGCAAAUAAAACAAUG